AUGGCCGCUUUAUCAAAGAGAAUUAUAAGAGAAACUGAACGUUUGGUUUCAGACCCUGUUCCUGGCAUCACCGCGAUGCCCCACGAAGAUAAUCUUCGUUAUUUCGAUGUCACCAUCGAAGGAGCAGAUCAAUCUCCAUACGAAGGGGGCUUAUUUAAACUUGAGUUAUUCUUGCCAGAAGACUAUCCUAUGGUUGCUCCAAAAGUGCGAUUCUUGACCAAGAUUUAUCACCCAAAUAUCGAUCGUUUGGGCCGUAUUUGCCUCGAUACUUUGAAGAAGAAUUGGACUCCUGCUAUACAGAUUAGAACAUUGUUAUUGAGUAUUCAAUCUUUGUUGACUUCUCCUAACCCGGACGAUCCUUUGGCAAAUGAUGUUGCAGAGUGCUGGAAGAAAGAUGAGGCUGGAGCAAUACAGACCGCCAAGGAAUGGACCGCUAAAUAUGCAAAGAAAGAAUAA
Saccharomycopsis crataegensis is the source of this 456-nucleotide messenger RNA. It is a transcript of the gene UBC13, whose product is annotated as E2 ubiquitin-conjugating protein UBC13. NCBI's taxonomy places the organism in Eukaryota, Fungi, Ascomycota, Saccharomycetes, Ascoideales, Saccharomycopsidaceae. The transcript has 2 exons. Bases 1 to 456 code for a protein of 151 amino acids. The record is from RefSeq and is a predicted model, not a curated record.